UUGCAGUACUUAGCUAGCUCCAAGAGCGUUGGUCAGUUGAGGGACCUAUUGACGGAGAUCAACAUUCUAGUUGAUGAGGUUGCAACGGUUUUGGGUUUGGUGCUGCGCACCACUCCUGCGCGCACAACGGGCAUUACUCCCACCAGCAUGGAAAUUCAGCACCGCUCAGGUUUUUGUUCGUUUCCGUUGAUCGUUGCUCGCAAUUCAAUCGGUGGCCUUUGCACGGCCUGAGGUCAAGUAUAACAUACAUGCCAACGAGCAGCGUUGACAGCGGAACUCGAGUAGAGCGACAUGCACCAGAAGUCCUUGCCUGCAACAAAACACCCAAUUCCAACCUGCUCAAUUCUGUCUUGUUAUUACUGUUGAGUAUCUUGUCUAGUUCGUGUUUGAGCGCAACAACAACAACACCAUGAGCGCGUUGCACUCGGCUCAUGAAUUCGAGUGGAUGACAAGUCGCUCAGCUUCAUCCAAGAAGCGACGGUCUUAUCUGCUAGACGACGAACCCGAGUAUGAAGAAGAGAUUCAGUUUUCGAGACCUCGAACAAAAGCCGUUGUACCGGUCGUCGCGAAACAGCCGCCGCCUCCGCAGUUCCGUGCGUCAAGUCCUCUGAUGAAUUUUAAGCUCUUGGACUUGACUUCGUUUGACGAAGAUCUCUUAGAAGCAGGCAGCAGCAGCACCGACGGAGCCAUGGUAGAUCCUGCCGAAGUCCCGUUCUACAAGGAACCGUCCGGUCCGUUUGGUCGUGGGCAAGACGCUUGGGAACCGUUUCACCAUCAUCCGCAGCACGACGAUCAGACGACUGCCAACCUCAGCACGACGUCUGCUGGCAGUAGAUGGGAUCGCUAUAAGGAAGAUAUGCGAGAAGACCCAGACUGCGAGUACUACGAUCUAACGGCGCUCAGCAGUGAAGACGUCACCAUGGGAAACACGACCGCCACGACUACAUCUGGGAAAGUUCCCUCCGCGGCCGUCGCCAAUGCCAACAAACAAGGUCGAGAACCCGCUGCCUAUGAUACUACUACUAGUAGCGGCGCUUUCAACAAUGCUGCCAGUCGCUAUCUGUCAAAUCGAGAUGAGUUGGACGAAUUUGGGAACCAUCCCUCCGACUACUACGAUCUUACCGUGCUUUCGGAAGAAGAGGAAGGUGCAUUUGAUACCGUUUUUAGCGCCGUAUCGCAUGUCAAGCAUGUCACACACACCACGGCGCCAACUGGGACAGCUGACGAUGAGCCAACACCCUUUGCAAACGAAAAGGAUAUUGUGGAUUUGACCUUUAAUACCUUCCCGGAUGCUCCCAUUGUGGACCUGACAGGCCUCACUUCCGACGUUGCGGAAGAAGAACAACUAACGGAGAACGGAAGCAUCAUUCUGGACUUGACUCAUGUUCAGGAAGAUGAUUACCGAGAUGACUGGAAUCAGGAGACUGAAGAAGAGUACAGAGAUCCUUUUCCAUCCUUACCAAACAAUGUCCUGAGCUACGAGUCCGCAAACUCACAGAACUCACAGGCAUCCAAUCACAGCGCACGAUCGUCCAAUGGUUCUUCCUACCCUUCUGGAUCCUUUGACUGGAUGACUCAAUCAGGAGUUACAAAGGCAGGGUCUGCCGGAUCUACAACUUCGAGCCGUCAGCGCAGUGUUCGAUGGCUCGACCAAGAGGUUGGCGCUGGAUUAGGUCUUCAUCACGAAGCGUCAGCCGAGACCAAGCACAGCAAACAUCGAAAGGAACCUGAAGGAGUCAAAAAAUCCGUCGAGGAUCUCCAAAGCAACUCCGACAUCCAGGAGCACGAGUAUCAAGAGGCGAACUACGAAGAUGAGGAAAACUCAAUCACCCUAGAUGUGGAUGACGAACAAUUGAUAGACAUUCAAGCUAUUUCGGACGAAGACGACGAGCAGCGAGAUGGCGAGGAAAUGACCCUUCCAUUUGCUUCGAGUGGAAGCACCGAUGGAAAUGAUACGAUAGAAAAUGUAAACAGGAUUUCUUCUCCACCCAGACUGUCCCGAACGAAAUCUCCGGUUGGUCCAACUGGCCGAGAAGACACCCUUACGCCGAGUCCUACCCUUUCCAAGAAAAGAUCCGCAACGCCGCAACCCCCGACACCAGAAACGCUAUCAGCCCCAAUGAAGGAGCCCCCAUCUCCAACCGUCAAUGCAGCUACCUCCUUUUUCAGUAGUCUGUUGUGGGACAGUGCGCCGUCAGUGGGGUGUCAAACAGAGGCUAAGCAGCAACAAGAGCGAGAAACUAAGGAAGAGAGCGAAGCGGAAGUGUCACCCUCAGACGCGGACGAUAGCAAUCACAAGACUCUUCAAGAAGAGUUGUCAAGGGUCUUUGAAAUGGCAAAUAGUGAGGUAACUUUGGACGCAAAAGAAGGCACAGAAGCCGAGAACGAAGAAGGUGAUGGUAGUGGCACAAGCAAUGACCUCAACAUGGAACCAAGCCAGGCGUCUUUGAUCAAACGAGAGCGCAUUGAAAACCUGCGAAUGCAGCGAAAGAGACGACAGCAGGUAUUGUCUUCAAUUCUGGAUGCGGGAGGCAGGCGACCUGCAGCUGCAAGGGCACCAAUGGCACCAGGAGAAGACGACGACUCACCCGACUGUGGACCAAGCAUUGAAGUUUCGAUCGUCGAAAAAGCCAAGAUCAAGUCCAAGAAGUCAAAGGAUAAGGAAAAAGACAAAGGAGACAAGGAGAAGAAAAAGAAAAAAGACAAAAAGAAGAAGGACGAAAAGAAGAAAGAUGAGAGUCAAGCGUCGGCGGGCAAGUCCAAGUCCAAGGGCAAAAGCAGCAAAAGCGGUGCCACUGGCAGCUUGGACGACAGCAAUGCCAAGAGUAAGGGAAGUGAUACCGCCAAGGGUGUCGAAAGCCCGACAGAACCCAAGGAUUCUGAAAAGGCAAAAUCCAAGACAAAAAGCAAGGACAAGACCAAAGACAAGGUCAAGGGCAAGACGAAGGGCAAGUCCGCCAAGAAAGACAAGGGAGGCAAAUCGAGCAAAUCCAAGAGCAAAGACAAGAAGAAGAAAGCCAAGAAGAAGGAGAAGGCUAAAAGGGAUGCUGGCUCUGUCUUCACGUGGAAGCGAGUCAGGGCAUCCCUGCCAUGGAAGAAGCGCGACGUGGCCUUGUUCACGCCUUCGUCUUCCGAGGAGGAUGAUACAGACCGAGAUAGCAAGAAGGCUAUGCGCGAAGAAGUUCGUCGAUCCAUUGAACGUGCAGCAGCCGAGAGUGUGGGUAGAAUUGCUCGUGCAUCCAAUGCGAAAGCCGAGAAGAACGAUCACAAGUCUCCUGUGGGACGUAAGUCUCCUGCAGGACGCAAGUCUCCAGCUGGACGCAAGUCUCCAUCUGGACGCAAGUCUCCUCAUUCGUUGUCAAGGGCUGAGAGUCUACUAAGGAUUGCCCGCUCCACAUCGACCAAGUCGUCCAAGAAAAACAAAAAGCCUCCAAAGGCUCCCCGGCAAGCAGAGAUUGAUUCAAUGAAUGAGUAUCAUGCGAAGUAUUAUGACGGAGACGCCGACACCAACUCUGAACAUGAAUCAAGGCGCCGAAUGAGGCACCACGAGACCAUCACAGAGUUGACGAACGCAGAUAGUGUUCUCAAUAGAACAAUUCAGGGUGGUGAGCACGAAAUGGCCAAACUAGCUGAGAUUGAAAUGGAGGUUCAGCAGCAGACAGCCGCCGCAGCAAAAGCAGCCAUAGCGAUCGCAGCAGCAUCGAGGGGUGAGCAGCCCACUCGAAAGGCGUUUCUGGAGGGCGAAAUACCGCUGCCGGUGCCUCAAAACGUUGACCCCACUGAUGAUGAGCGUCCUGAUGAAACGGAGCAUGUGGCUGAACGCAAGCAUGUCGCUGAAAGCGAGCAUGCUGUCGCAUACUCACUCCGUCCUGAUGAAACAGAGCAUGUUGCCGAAACAGAGCAUCUUAUCGAGAGUGAGUACGCGACAGCUGAAAGCGAAUACGCAACAGAUGACAUUGUUGAGGAAGGUCCAGGAAAUUUUUACACGACAGAGAAAGACAACAAGUCCAUGGGUUCGCACGUGAGUCGUGACCAAUCACACGUCAGCAACUCAUUCUACAGCACUGCUGCUGAAAGCGAAAUCCCUGCAGUUGUUUCAAACUAUGGCUCUGGGUCGGAUCAAUCUGACGACCAGAGCUAUUACAGCUACCAGGACCAACACGAGGACUUCCAAAGCGACCGGUCCUAUGGAACAAAUCCAUCCACGGACAUGAGUCGGCAAGCAAUCCACCGCAAGUCCACUCCAUAUUCCCACCAUUCAUCGUCCAAGAGUCUUGUUGAGCGCAAGACUUCAAUAUUUGUGGAACCGUCUGUCUACACGACGAGACCGCAUGAGUCCCCAGAGAACGGCAAGCAUGACUUUCAGUGGCUCUAUGGAAACGAUGUGAAGCUUCCUCUCUUCCUACGUGCUUGUAUGCAUUGCCCAACCGUCACGGGAGGUUGCUGUGACGUUUGGCAGACAAGUCAAGCACAAAAUGCUGAAGUGCAGCAGGACCUGAAGCGAAAAGGGCAUAAGAGCUCGGAUUCUUACACUUACACAACUGACACCAGUACCUUGAAUUCGCCAAUGUCCUGCUUCUCUCCGGCAAUCGAGUGCGUGGAUGAUUCUUCAGUCCAGAAGAACUGCAAACCGGUGAUAUGGGGAGAACAAGGCAGUCCGUUCUGCAACGUCCCGGAUAGCUUGUACAAUGAUGCCUCAUUCUUGUCGGCAUCGCUGGCUAGCCGACAAGAUACGAACCCCGCUGAUACAGACACUGACAGGAGCGCGACGUCGGCGCUCCCAAUCAAUUCCACUAUCAAUCUGGUGUACCAUUCCUGUGGCGUUGCCGUGCACAGGCAGCAGUCUGCCGAUGCUCGCAACCAGGACUCCAACUCUGUGAAGCCUCAGUACUUUGGAGACAGUGGGUAUGGAGAAGAAGUACCGCUAGCGCCAAUUGAUUGUACCAAUUCCCCGGAAGGAGACAAACGCAAUGUCAUUGUCCUCGACGACCAGUGUGGGGUGCUCCACGACUCCUUGACGAACAUCAGGGCCACUUCGAGGAACCAACUUGCAUCUCCGUCAUCUACGCGAAAGACAAAGAGCAAAAAGACGAAGAAGUCUGGUGACUCUCACUCGUCAAAAUCCAAGCGAAGAGGCCGCAAAUCUAAAAAGAAAAGCAGACGUGCGGUCGCUGAUGAAGGCCACAACGCUAGUCCAGCCGCAAAUCCUUCGUCUGAGCAACCCCUGGAGGCAGACGUAACCCAUCAAAGCAACACUGACGAAGUGAACGAACCCGUCAUUCCAACAGAGGAAACUUUCAAGGGGAUCGUGCUGGCCACUGAAGACGCAUUUGCAAUGUUGAGUCAAGCCGCAACCCAAGACGACCCCGACGCUGCCCUCCCAUCGUUGCAACCCAAUGAUGAUUAUUCUGAUGACGAGAUCAAUGGAAGAAGUCUUGGCACUCUGGAAGCACAAGAAAACAUGUCAGUGUACUCUGGCAAUGUGUCAAGGUCAGAGGACCGAAACGAAGACACGGCACCUUCAGAAGACAUCAUUCAUCUGGAAAGUCAGACUCCUGUCGACCUGGAGGAACAUGAGGAAGCUGCGGUAACUGAUGACGAAGAAGCAGACAACGACGAAGAUGUCGUGAUGGACGAACCUCCGGUGACUUCUUUGCCGAAGAGGAACGUUGACAACCAUUCAAGGGCGACUGAUGUCUCGGAUGAGUCCCCGAUGCUUCCCACAAACAUGCAGGACGAUCGGUCCAACAGGUCCAACCGGUCCAACAGAUCCAACAGGUCCGGUAGGUCGAGCAGGUCCGGCAGAUCCUAUAGAUCCAACAGGUCGAAGAGUGACGCACCAACCGCAGGUGGCUCUUUGAGCGGUGGCGAGAAGUCUGAGGGUGUCUCAACGACGGGCGGAAAGUCUCUCCAAGAGUCCCGCGCAUCAAGCUUGUUCACUCCUGACGACCAAACUUCUAUGGAAGACAUUUCGCUUGGCUACAGCGAAAGCAACAUGGAAACCUGGUCUUUUGGCGCCGAGUUCAAUGAAAAGCAAGCGAGUCCUCCCCGAGUGAAACCGAGAGACAAGCCAAACAACGAGGAUGUCGUAGUCGACGAGAGUGAAGAAGCCAAAGAGGUCAAAGCCACACUGCCGAUUCAAAUGAGUUCUCAGCCGAUUUCGAACUUUGUGAUGAGCAUCUUUGGUGCACCGGCCCGCAAGCCCGGUGCUGAAGAAGAAGAGGAUACCUUCCCAAGUCUCCCGAAUGGAGACAUUCAUGCAAACCUGACAGACGUCAUGGAACGACCGAAGAGUCUCCAAAGCCUAGAGUCAUACGACUCGGAGGCUCCAGAUGCAGUGGGAUCAGAUGUUUCAUUGUCUAGCCUGAGUCUUUCAAUGAACAGUCCCAGGAAACACAACGAUUCGCAGAAACCUAGUUCCAGCCUGGACCGAAAACGGCUAGAGCAGCUAAUUUCGGAGCUUAUGGGCCAUCCAAACGGCUUCAUUUUUAGCAAGCCAGUUGACAUGGGCGAGUUCCCAGAUUACAAAAACGUGGUCAAGAACCCAAUGGAUCUGGGCGCUAUUUUGAAGAAACUGUUGAGUUCUGGCUACCCAACUCUUCUCGACUUCCAUGCUGAUGUCUCUCUGACGUUUGAGAAUGCCAUGGCCUACAACCCAGAAGGAACACCAGUUCAUGGCAUGGCUUUGGAGCUGAAGGAGAUCUUCGAAACAAACUUUUUGGAACUGCUGGAUCAACUGGAAGCUGAACUCGUUGAGAAAGAGGAGGACGCCCGUUUUGCGAUCUAGCUGGCACCUAGCUAGGCCGUGGGGGUGUGAAGCGACGAGGGAUCCAAGCAAGCAACUGGCUUUUGUUGCUUUGGGCGUGGGAGUGAGAAGAGUAUACUUUAGUCCAGAACAGAGUAAAGAAACACAGUUGCAUAGACAGAAGAAAUUAGCUAUCUGUCUCCUCUUCUCUUGAUAGUUAGCUCACUCGGUGCCACCAGAGCUAUACCUGCAAAACUCCUAUUAACUUAGGCUAUUCUUGCCAAACUCCAUACUCCAGACUGCUUGCUGCCCUGAUUCCAAUUGCCUGAUUACUGAUUCCUUCCGCUUCCUUUUCAAGGGCCCAGGGAGUACAGCUCUUGCUUCCUUUCAUCAUGCUGAAGCUCUGCGUCUUCUGAUGCAAUCUUCUUCAUCCCUUGGCUGCAUUAGGGCGCACCUUAAGCCGCCGCCCCCCUUGGCAGCGAACUUCUCUGGCAGUCCCCUCCAUCAUAAGGGUAGCUAUACUCUGCCCAAUCAGCCAUGGCGGCCCUUUGCCACUGCUCUAGCUAGCUAGCUAGCUAGCUGGCCAUCAUCUAUCUUUGCUAGUACAGCACCGGCAGCAACCAGGACAACCAGUCAUCUGAUUGGUUGAGAUAGGCUGGAUCGGAGCCUCGCUUCACGCCACAAAGAAAGUCAUCUGAUCUCUUCUUGCCAGCUAGAUUCUCCUCCCACCAACAACGUAAACCUAGCUACUCAGCUCUGGAGAAGAGUCGCUUUCUGCAAGGAAGGCCCCUGCACUAUACUCCAAUAGCCCAUGAGGAACCAUGGCGAUGCUUUUGCAUUGCGAGGAAGCCCUCUUUUUUGAUAGACUGGGUGGCUGACUUAAAAGCGUUUGGUCUGCUCCGCUACAACUAACUGACAUUGACAACGAGCUGGAUAUUGCCCACGAAGAAGGGUCGAGAUACUGCUUUGGAACAGCUCUGGCUGUGGCACUUCAAGCUAUGGAUGCCAUGAUAGCCAGAUCUCGGCUUCAUUGUGUUUUCGGCACUGCAGCUGCAGCAACGCUGAAGCUUCAGCCACAGUCUCUCUAUUAAGCUGGUAAGAUACAGCGUAGCUAGCCUACUAGGCAGCUACUAGCUAGAUGAGCUGCUACCAGGUAG
Molecule: messenger RNA, 7902 nt
Organism: Seminavis robusta
Lineage: Eukaryota; Bacillariophyta; Bacillariophyceae; Naviculales; Naviculaceae
Source: the annotation of a GenBank genome assembly